CACGUGUAUCAUGACGUGGAUGUUGCCUUGGCGCUCCCUCUCCCUCUUCCUCCUUCACCCCUCCCUCUCUCUAAACUCUGCAAUUCCUACACUUUCCAUUGUAACCGUUUUCUAGAGAGAGAAACUAGAGAGAGAAAAUGCAGAAGUCGAGAAGUUAGAGCUAGUGGUUGUACUCUGUUUCAUUUUUUUCACCAUUCAAGAUAGUCGAAGCUCGAUCUUCAUCUCUUACACAUUUCCUCUCUGUUUAAUAUUUUGUUUUUUCGGUUUUCGAGGUUUGGAGGAGGAACUUCUGUGUUGCGAUAGUUGAAGCUCUAUGAUCAAUUAUACAUUUUCUUUCUGGACAAAGGAAUUUUUUUUGAACAUGUUGGAGAUAGAAUUACAAUGGAAUUUCUUCAUCUCUGGGUUCAUUCAUAUGCUAUCUGCCUGCUGAUGAUUCUUAGAUUUGAGAGGAAAACAGAAUAAGCGGCUGUAAAGAGGUAUUUUCCUGCAGCAUCUGUGUAUCAAUCGACAGUUUCCAGAUUGGUGCUUAACCAUGGGAAAUAGUGAAGAAGGAAAGCCUUGUAAGCGUGAGAAACCAUCCUCACCUCCGCCGGAUCAACCAAAUGUUCAAAUGUAUCCUGAUUGGGCAGCCAUGCAGGCAUAUUAUGGCCCCAGAAUAGCUAUACCACCAUAUUUCAACUCAGCCAAUGCAUCUGGUCAUGCCCCUCACCCUUAUAUGUGGGGACCGCCACAGGCUAUGAUGCCACCUUACGGGGCACCUUAUGCGGCAUUCUAUGCACAUGGAGGUGUUUAUGCACAUGCUGGAGUUCCUCUUGCUGCUAAUCCUUCAAGCAUUGAAACAUCUGCCAAGACAUCAGAAAACACUGAUCGGGGCUUGAUGAAAAAGUUAAAGGGGUUUGAUGGGCUUUCUAUGUCAAUAGGCAAUGGCAAUGCUGACAUCGCUGAGGAUGGAGCUGACCACGGGGUCUCUCAGAGUGAGGAGACUGAAGGUUCCAGUGAUGGAAGUAGUGGGAAUACAGCGGGGGUGGGUCAAAACGGUAGGAAAAGAAAUCAUGAAGGAACACAAACAGCGGGUGGAGAUGGGAAGACUGAAACACAGAACAGUCCUACUCGUGCUGGAAAAGUAAAUGGAACUUCUGGUAAGGUGAUGGGAGUCGCUGUAGCUCCUCCUAGUGUUGCAGGAAAAGUGAUGGGAACUGUGCUUUCUCCUAGCAUGGCCACAGCACCGGAUCUCAGAAAUGCUACUUGCGCAAAUGCAAAGACAAGUCCAACUACUGUUCCACAACCUUCUCCCAUGACCCCAAAUGAAGCCUGGUUACCGGAUGAGCGGGAGCUGAAACGUGAGAAAAGGAAACAGUCUAAUCGAGAAUCUGCAAGAAGAUCAAGAUUGAGGAAGCAGGCUGAGACUGAAGAACUUGCUGUAAGAGUUGAAUCCUUAACUGCUGAGAACAUCACACUUAAAUCUGAAGUUAAUCGAUUAACAGAGAAUUCAGGGAAACUGAAGCUUGAAAAUGCUAAAUUAUUGGAGAAACUGAAAAUUGCUCGACUAGGACAAACCGAAGAGGUAAUAUUGAACAAGGUCAAUGACAAGAGUGACACGCCUGUCAAAACAGAGAACCUGCUGUCCAGAGUCAACAAUUCUGGUUCUACAAAUAGAACUGGUGAAGGCAGUGAGAUAAAGGAGAAAAACUCUGGCUUGAAGCUCCAUCAACUCCUGGAAAAAAGUGCCAGAGCUGAUGCUGUCGCUGCUGGCUGAUCACGGAACCUGUAAUUGUGAAGAACUUUUUCAUCUUAAAUUUCAAGUUAAUUAUGCAAUUUUGGCAUAUUACAAGCCCAAAAUUGUCACUAACAGUAGCUGAGGAACGAAAUAGCAGAAAUCGGAUUUAAGAAGUAAGACUAAUUUAGUGAAGUAGCUAGAUGUCUCUUGGCAGAACUGAGAUGGUGUUUUGUUAGAUUCAGAGUGCCUGGUUGGCCACCGAUAGUUGAUAUGACUUAGAAAUCUAGAUCAGAGAAUUUCUGUAGGACCUGUGUAUUUGGUUCAUGUAAUCUAUGGAGUGUAUGUGGACAGAACUACUUUUUAAAUCUGUGCCUUGUGUUUAUUGCUUGUA
This is a messenger RNA of Cornus florida, 2108 nucleotides long. Its product is annotated as common plant regulatory factor 1-like. Gene Ontology annotation, biological process: regulation of DNA-templated transcription. Bases 533 to 1756 code for a protein of 407 amino acids. Gene Ontology annotation, molecular function: sequence-specific DNA binding; DNA-binding transcription factor activity. The record is from RefSeq and is a predicted model, not a curated record. Gene Ontology annotation, cellular component: nucleus. Lineage: Eukaryota; Viridiplantae; Streptophyta; Magnoliopsida; Cornales; Cornaceae. The transcript has 13 exons.